AAAGGGGAAAGAGAGGAGUGAAUGUGCGAGUGUCAGUGAGACUGUGAGUGAGAUGGAAGGCAAGGUCGGAAUGGGUGGAGGAGGUUUCUCGGAGGCGGAGCUGGUGUCGAUCCCUGCGACGCCGAGGGGUGUCUCAACGCCUGAGACGGUGACGCCGUCGGGGCAGAGGUCUCCCCGGCCGGGGGCGGCAUCUCGGUCGUGGACGCCAUCGGGUUCGGUGAUGAUAUCUCCAAUGGUAGGAACACCGAUGAAGCGGGUGCUGGUGAACCUGAGGGGGUACCUGGAGGACAUGGGCCACCUCACCCGGCUCAACCCGCAGGAUGCUUGGCUUCCCAUCACUGAGUCCCGCAAUGGCAACGCCCACUACGCUGCCUUCCACAAUCUCAAUGCUGGAGUCGGUUUUCAAGCCCUUGUUCUUCCUGUUGCGUUCGCCUUCCUGGGCUGGAGCUGGGGCAUAUUUUCAUUGACUAUAGCCUACUUUUGGCAACUUUACACUCUCUGGAUACUAAUUAAGCUUCAUGAAGCUGUACCAGGAAAGAGGUACAAUAGAUACGUGGAGCUCGCACAAGCUGCCUUUGGUGAAAGAUUAGGCGUUUGGCUGGCUUUAUUCCCAACUGUUUAUCUCUCAGCAGGCACUGCAACUGCAUUGAUUCUUAUUGGAGGAGAAACAAUGAAGCUGUUUUUUCAGAUUGUGUGUGGUCCCCUGUGUUCAUCAAACCCCCUUUCAACUGUUGAAUGGUAUCUGGUGUUUACUUCGUUGUGUAUUGUUCUCUCUCAGCUUCCAAACCUUAAUUCAAUAGCAGGCCUUUCUCUCAUUGGAGCUGUGACUGCAAUUAUCUACGCUACGAUGGCCUGGGUUCUCUCUGUUAGCCAGACAAGGCCUCCUUCCAUCUCUUAUCAGCCACUUAAGUCCCCUUCUUUUACUGCAUCAAUCUUCUCAAUCUUGAAUGCACUUGGUAUAAUCGCGUUUGCAUUCCGAGGUCACAAUCUAGCACUAGAAAUCCAGGCGACAAUGCCAUCAACUUUUAAACAUCCUGCUCAUGUACCAAUGUGGCGAGGUGCUAAGGUGGCGUAUAUUCUUAUUGCCAUGUGCUUAUUCCCAGUUGCCAUUGGAGGAUUCUGGGCCUAUGGGAACCUUAUGCCUGCAGGAGGGAUGCUGAACGCCCUAUUUGCAUUUCACAGCCCUGAUAUUCCCAGGGGACUUCUGGCAACAACAUUCCUGCUGGUGGUGUUCAACUGUCUGAGCAGCUUUCAGAUAUAUUCAAUGCCAGUGUUUGACAGCUUUGAAGCAUUUUAUACCAGCCGAACAAAUAGGCCCUGCUCAAUCUGGGUGCGUUCUGGCUUCCGAGUAUUCUAUGGCUUCAUCUCAUUCCUAAUAGGGGUUGCACUUCCCUUCCUCUCCAGCCUUGCUGGUCUUUUAGGUGGCCUCACUCUCCCUGUCACCUUUGCCUACCCUUGCUUCAUGUGGGUUCUAAUUAAAAAGCCAUCUAGAUUUAGCUUCAAUUGGUACCUUAAUUGGAGCCUGGGGAUAAUGGGAAUAGCUUUCAGCUUAGCCUUUUCCCUCGGAGGUGUCUGGAGCAUGGUUAAUAGUGGCCUCAGGCUUAAAUUCUUUAAGCCUAACUAACUACUGUGGCUUCCUCUUAGUAUUAUUAUUAUUAUUAUUAUUAUUUUCUGUA
This is a messenger RNA of Dioscorea cayenensis subsp. rotundata (Guinea yam), 1676 nucleotides long. Its product is annotated as lysine histidine transporter-like 8. The coding region runs from base 53 to 1624 and encodes 523 amino acids. Gene Ontology annotation, cellular component: plasma membrane. The record is from RefSeq and is a predicted model, not a curated record. NCBI's taxonomy places the organism in Eukaryota, Viridiplantae, Streptophyta, Magnoliopsida, Dioscoreales, Dioscoreaceae. The transcript is spliced from 5 exons.